Molecule: messenger RNA, 275 nt
Organism: Closterium sp. NIES-67
Lineage: Eukaryota; Viridiplantae; Streptophyta; Zygnematophyceae; Desmidiales; Closteriaceae
Source: the annotation of a GenBank genome assembly
UGGUAUGAGCCUUGAUGGAUCCAGUUAUGCAAGAGCUGCGCCUGCUCCAAGCUCUAGUUCUCCAAUCGUGUUUACACCUGCACAACAACAGAUACAAUUUCUGCAACAACAGCAAGCGCAACAAGAGUUUCAGCAGCAACCUCAAUACCAGCAACAGCAACAGCCACAACAGUUCCAGCAGCAAUCUCAAUACCAGCAACAACAACAACAAAUCCCCCAGCAACAUAUUGCCUUUAAUGGACCUGUUUUUUAGGCUCCCAAUCUUUUAACACACA